This is a messenger RNA of Empidonax traillii (willow flycatcher), 693 nucleotides long. It is a transcript of the gene MIXL1, whose product is annotated as Mix paired-like homeobox. The coding region runs from base 1 to 693 and encodes 230 amino acids. The record is from RefSeq and is a predicted model, not a curated record. Gene Ontology annotation, biological process: endoderm development; endoderm formation; regulation of transcription by RNA polymerase II. Gene Ontology annotation, molecular function: DNA-binding transcription activator activity, RNA polymerase II-specific; RNA polymerase II cis-regulatory region sequence-specific DNA binding. The transcript has 2 exons. Lineage: Eukaryota; Metazoa; Chordata; Aves; Passeriformes; Tyrannidae.
AUGGCCGCGCUGCGCUUCGGGGGGGCCCCGGCGGAGCCGCCCGCCUUCCCCGCGGGCAGGUGGGCGGGGGGCGGCGGGCCCGGCCCGGCCUCGCCCGCCCUCAGGACGCUUCCCUCGGCCGAGCCGUCGGAGGGGGCGCCGGCAGCCUCGCAGCGUCGGAAGCGGACGAGCUUCACGGCGGCGCAGCUGGAGACCCUUGAGCUGGUUUUCCAGGAUACCAUGUACCCGGAUAUCUACCUGCGGGAGAAGCUGGCGGACGCCACGCAGAUCCCCGAGUCCCGCAUCCAGGUGUGGUUCCAGAACCGCCGCGCCAAGUCCCGCCGCCAGCGGGGACCGCCCCGCCAGGGCCCCGCCGCGCCGCCGCCACUACCCCGCUUCGCCGCCCUGCGCGCCCCGGAGCGGCCCCGCCGCGCCCUCCCCGGGGCGGCCCGGGCCGAGGACGGGGCGGCCCCCUACGAGUGGCCGUCGGCCGCCCCCUUCCCCCCCUGCCCCGGCUUCGAGGGCUUCCCGCCCGGCCAACCCGGCGGGGCUGAGCCCGCCCCGUUCGCGGGGAGCGCCGCCGGCCCCUUCGCGCCGGCCCGCGCCUUCUGCGGGCAGUACUCGCCCGUGUCGGACGCCGAGGACACCAGCGGCUACUCCGAGUCGGGCUCGGAGUGGGAGGAGAACGCGCUCGGCGCCUUCCGCGCCCUCUGA